Metschnikowia bicuspidata var. bicuspidata NRRL YB-4993 is the source of this 798-nucleotide messenger RNA. RefSeq lists its product as uncharacterized. NCBI's taxonomy places the organism in Eukaryota, Fungi, Ascomycota, Pichiomycetes, Serinales, Metschnikowiaceae. The transcript has a single exon. The coding region runs from base 1 to 798 and encodes 265 amino acids. The record is from RefSeq and is a predicted model, not a curated record.
AUGCGUCUCGCCGCUUUUUCGUUUUUGGCUGUUCCAGCCCUUGUCGCCGCCAAUGACCUCGAAGAUCUCUACAGCGAAUUACUGACUAUCUCCCCCACCGACGCAGCAGCUCUAAGCGAGUGGGAAGCAUCUUAUGCCCUGCUUGUAGAAAACUACUUUGGGUCGCUUUUCUCAAUGAUAAGCCUGCAAGACGGGCUUUUUCCAACCGUGGACGCAGAAUUGGAGAGCUACUUGCUGUCCCGUAUUGCUGUGUUGACUGAAGACUAUGUUGACGACGACACUUACACUGCGUUUGACGAAGAGGACAUCUAUACCGGGUUGCAAGACGACCUCCAAACUGUGUUUGACGGUCUUUUCACUGCGUUUGACGACGACUACUUUGGCUUUCUAACCGAUGUUUUUAGCGGCAUUUUCACCGAGGCCAUUAAUCCUGCAACGGCAACUGCCACGACUUCCACAUCCAGCAGCACUUCCAGCUCUCCAUCCAGAAUUUCUUCCUUUACUGGUGCUUCAAUGACCCAGUCAGCGGCUGACUCUUCCGGAGCUGACUCUUCUGCUGCUGACUCUUCUGCUGCUGACUCUUCUGCUGCUGACUCUUCUGCUGCUGACUCUUCUGCUGCUGACUCCUCCUCGGCUGGCUCUGCCUCUGCUGGCACGUCCUCGGCUCAAUCGUCGGCUGGCUCUUCCUCGGCUCAAUCUUCGUCCACUGACACUUCAUCUGUUGCCGGAAUGGGUGGGCACCAGGCCCCCGCGCUUAUCGGUGCAGCUUUGUGUGGAAUCUCUGUGCUCUUUUUAUAA